UAUGUGCAUUGCUAUGAGCAUCAGUUAAACCUGAUUAUGUCCCAAGCUGCUUCAGCAAAUGCUCAAGUUCGUGUUCUUUGGGGAUUUGAAAGAUAUUCCGGGAUUUUUUGAUAAUUCUCCUCAACGCGUAGAGGUACUGAACAGAAUUGAGGGGAAACAUUCCCCAAGGAGCAACAACUCGUUGGAAUUUUAAUAUCCGAACAAUAAAUGUAGUGUUUGGGAACAGAGAAUCACUCAUUGAAUGCAUGGAAGAAAUAGAAGAAAAUUUCACUAAUGAAGCCGUUUGCAAGGCAGCCUGCGGUAUUGGCCGUAUAAGAGAAAAACCGAGCCAGCGCAAGUUAAAACGGCUAUCGAUAAUUUGCACUGAACCCCAAGGCAACAAAAGGAGACGACGUAAUAAUAGCAGUCAGGAUCACCGAGUUGCCGCGUUAGAAGUAUGCGACUAUAUAGUGAAUUCUGCAAAUGACAGAUUUCAAUUCAAAGAUCAUUUGGUAGCCGCAUCCCUUUUUUUCCCCGAACACUUUGGAGAAUACUAUGGUACGUUUCCUGAUGACAAGUUAGAAACUACCUGCUUGGCUUAUCCCGAAUUAGAAAAAAGUCGUUUAAAGACAGAGUUGUCUGUUAUUUAUGCACGGAAUGAUUACCGAGAUUUACAUGGAACUCUGUCUCUUUUGAAAUUUUUGAUACAAAACAGUUUGUAGGAAACACUAAAAGAAACAAAAAAGCUAUUAGAAAUUAUUGUUACAACUCCUAUGUCAACAUCAGAGUCUGAGCGAAAUUUCUCAACAUUGAAAAGAAUCAAGACUUCUCUUCGAAAUACUAUGACCCAGGAUCGCCUUACAGCGUUGUCGAUGCUGU
This is a messenger RNA of Acanthoscelides obtectus, 858 nucleotides long. The record is from the annotation of a GenBank genome assembly. NCBI's taxonomy places the organism in Eukaryota, Metazoa, Arthropoda, Insecta, Coleoptera, Chrysomelidae.